AUGGAAGCCCCCACUUCCAAAAUCGAGGGCAGCUCACUAGGACCAACUCCGGCCCCAGCUCCACCUCCGCCUCUUUCCACUCCCCUUCUGGCGGGAUGCCCAGGCCGCGAGAUUACGGGCGCAAAGACCAAUGGCCGCGAAUGGGCCUGCGACUUGGAUGAGCCUCCUGUCUUGGGCUACUCUGAAGAACUGUCCAAGACUGACUUUGAAGAACACCCACUGGCCCAUUAUAUCAAGCUGGAAAAGGGAUGGGAGAAACACCAGCUUGCCAUGUACGGCCUCAUUCUGCCAGCCAAGGUCCAGAACGGCACUCCUAUCUAUACUUGGGAAAGCGACUCUGAAGACGAAGAGGAUAUGGACAAGGCAUUGGUGCUUUCGAAGGAGAAAGGACAACCCGUUAAGCCUUCCGCCCAAGUGGAGCGACCAAGAACGCCCUCGAACAUCCUUCACAAAGUCAAGUCUUUUGCAAACUUCAUUGCCACAUCUGAUGCAGAGAGGGAUGUCCCCGAGCUCCCAACGCUCAAAGAACUACUCGACCAGUUCGGCCUACCCCCUGGAACCCCAACCGACACGGCGCCUCGGAGCUUUCUUCGUACGACCCGGUCCAGCAGCUCUCUGCGCCCAAAGACUCCCACUAGAGUUGUCCCUAGUGCUACCAAGCUACGCAGCAAGCGAAGCGCAGGAAUCGAAAGAUCCCAGAUCUCCAACCCCAUUGCUCCCGAGGAAAUGAGACGGGUUGGAUCUGAUUUCAGCCAGGCGGUGGCUCGACGCGGCAGAAAUAUCUCCGGAGGCGAGCGAGAUUCGCUCUACGCAUCAUCCUUGCGAAGCCCAUCAAACUUGAUAUCCCCGUCCCUUUCGACGAGUGUCCCUCUGUAUCUACUUCAGCCUCAACACCCUACCGUCUACUUUGGGCAGAACGAGGCCCCUCCCGAGUUUCGACAUGCUCCGCCUCGUCUAGCUCCCAUGGAGUACACUCGUCAAUAUUACAUUGCCAAAGCCAAGGCAGAGAGGGAAGGAGUCGAUUGCACAAUUCGCAAGCCUGCUGUGGUCUGGGCUUGGACAGAAGACUUCAAGGAGUUCCUUUUGCUCCCGCAACUACCCGCAGGCCUUCAGAGAAACUUCUUGCCGGACGAUGGCAAAGACUGCAAGUUUUCCAAGAUGGGUCGGUCAUCAAAGAACAAAGAUGUUGGCAAAAGAAGGUCCUUCGUUCCUCUUCCUUUGGACCUAGGCCCUUCUACUCCACUCAUGCCUGCUCACUUCCACAGCAACUCAUACUCUUUCAUCGGCUCUGACCACAAUUAUCGUUCAUCUAGUGAUGGAUUCUUACUUGAUCGUCCCGCAGCGGUCAGAUAUGAGAGUCUCGUGCAGUCAACAAGGUUGCUGCUCGGUGACCCUUCCACCCCCCUGGCUGAAGAAGAGAAAGAUUGCUUUGUUGGUGUUUGCCUUGAUACCACCAGUGAGGCAAAGCCCUUAUCUCGCCCCGGAAUGAUUCAGGCAUCUCCUGUGGACAGAGCUUCUAUCACUCCACUGCCCCUGCGCUUUGCUUCCCACCGAGCUUCCAGUGAAGCUCAGCCGACAGAUGCGCUCACGGCUACCCUUCCUCACCCUUGCAAUGCCGAACAGCUGCCCGCUGAAAGUCAUCGUCGGGUCAGCGAUUUCACGCAGGCUGCAUCGAAUGAAGUGGCUUCGCCCGAUGCUUCUUUUCGAAGAACCACUGCACCUAUGUCAUUAUCCACAACUAGUGUUGAAGGAAGCUUACCUGCACGUCGUGCACAAAGUAGAAUGACAGAAGCGUCUCCGCUUUGCUAUGGCUCUGCAACUUCUUAUGAAAGAUAUCGCCAGCAGUUUACAUUGACAGCCACGGGUUACAGAGACGAAAACAAUGUAUCGCCUCUCAGUUUUGAGCAUUUACAUGAAAUACCUUUUACUGGAAACGUGUCCCCUUUGAGCAACUCUCCGGCAUCUGCACAGACUGAGGUCUUUGCGCCAAUGGUCACGCGGAGACAGGAGACUCAACAGACUUUGGACGACGCUCUGACACCAGUGGUUGAAGAUGAGACAUUUCACCAAAGCAUCUCAGAUGAUGCAGCUGAUAUUGCAGACACCUCUUCCAUUUACUCACAGGAUAGUGCUGUCACUGCAGUUCACCAUCCUUUGACUGGAUGUCGCCCUUCUUCUACGGACUUGAUGUUGCUGGCGCCUACGACCAGUGAGCUUGAGAAUGGAGAGGGUUUGACCCCGCGCCAACCAGAGAACCUUCCUUCCCAUGUCGCUCACUCUCAGGAAAGAGCUUUACGUCGCUCACCUGGCCUCGAAGCUACCUCAUGCGUUCCAAGCUCAGAGACUACCCAGUCUCAUCUCGUUCAUGAGGAAACUGAUGAUACUGCUGAUCACAGAUACUCCGAAGCUCCAUCCAGUUCAAUCAGCAACUUCUCAUCGCAAGCGACUGGAUCUGCCGUGGACCGUCACGAUCGCUACUCGACUGCAUCUCAUGUGAGUACAGCCACAUCUGUGUCGACAGCCGCCUCGUUUCGACUUCCCAUUCAAGGCACUCCUGCAAGCCUGGAAAGCGACUAUGCCAAGGUCAGCAGCAAGUAUGCACGCCAUGUGGCUACCGAGAUCUCGGCUCCGGAAGCUUCUUCGAGAAUCUCCAGCAUGCGGGCCCAAGAUCCUCUCCCACCCUCCCGAAGCUCUGUCACCAGGAACCUAUCGUCUUCCCCUCACAUUCCUUCCUCAGUAACCUCAGCCGACACUGCCGCAUACUACCGCCAGAAGCGCCUUCCCAAACGACCAGAGCCGGCUCAAAAAGACCCUGUUACCGAGGCCAUUAAGUCCUCUCGCAACUCGGAGCUUCCAUCUCUCCACGUCAGAAGACGCAGGGCUGUCCCGAGCCUCCCUCAAAUUUCGGCAUCCCAGGCAUACCCGAAGCCGCUGAGGCUCAGCACGAUGAAGAGCCCCAGUCCAGCUCCUACGGCGUCAAGCGCCGACCGCGCAGCAUCCGCUGCCAGCACUGGAACCGUCGCUCGUUCAACUUCGAGACUCAUCACGGAUAUCGGAAACGAGUUGAACCGCGAGAUGGAAGAGGUCUUGUCGCCUCGCUCCGCUGCCAUGGCUCACCGCCCGCUGACGCCGAAGAAGGAAGUCGACGUCGAUACGCCUACUCGUCGCCCUCGCCAAGUUCAGUCAAUGAAGGCGAUUCCUUUCAACGCGCCUCCUCUUCCGGCGCCUAACAAGCCGCUUCCUUCGAUUCCGAAGCCAAAGACGCCGAAGCCUCAGCCGAAGAGUGAGGCUCCUGACUCUGCCUUCAUCGACGUGGACUUUGGUCCUGGUCCUGCCAAGUCUUACGUUCCCGCUCGACCGCCGCCGCCCAUCCCGGUCCUGAAGCCGAUUGACACCACUUCGCCGUCUGCUUUUGACACGACUUUCGACCCUUACGUCACUCGAGCCGACUUCUCUAUCAAAAGAGACCGCACAGUUCGUCCCGCAGCGUCCAUGGCGGCGAUGUCUCCUCGUCCCACACCUUUGGUCGAUCAGCGCCAGCAGCGUGUCAAUCAGCCGACAAGCUCUGCUUAUGCUCCAAGAUCAGCCAACGCCCCUUCCCGAUUCUUGGGUAAGAUGGCGUCGAUGGCUGAGCUCAAGAAUGGUAGAAGAGACACAAUCUCGAGUCGUUCGACGGACAGCGACGACGCCGUGGGAAUGAGAACUUUCCUUAGCGAGGAUAGUGCUGCUUCUUCCGCGUCCUCGUCGACCAGAGACAAGGCCACGUCGGGCUCGAAGCGGAAGUUCUUGAGUAACUUGUUCAAAAGAAAUCACAAGGAUGGCGAGAACUAA
Messenger RNA from Colletotrichum tamarilloi, 3831 nucleotides. RefSeq lists its product as uncharacterized. Lineage: Eukaryota; Fungi; Ascomycota; Sordariomycetes; Glomerellales; Glomerellaceae. The transcript is spliced from 2 exons. The record is from RefSeq and is a predicted model, not a curated record. The coding region runs from base 1 to 3831 and encodes 1276 amino acids.